UACCACGGCACGGAUUGUCCGAUUCGAUUGUGACAACUUGGCGUCUUCAUUGUUUUCAGUAUUUUUUUGGUUUUUCGCAACUAAUCUCAUUAUAUUCCACCAUCACGGUACCGUACGCAUUGCAACGUUUUCAAAAAGUCAUUACAACAUGAGUUUGCUAUUCUAAUUGUUGCAUAGUUUGCUCAAAGUUCGAUAGUUCGUGAGUGUCACACUUCGAUCUAAAUUUGAUUCAACGCUUACGUUCCUUAUCGUUAGGGGCUAGUGCGCCCGUUGUUCUUAGUUCUUAUUUUAGAUAACGGAUAGCGUUAUUUUUGUUUUUAUCAAUCUGUUGUUUUGGCGUCACAUCGCGUCGUCGGGGGUCAGUAUACAAAAAUACAGUAAACGCGGCAACAACUCUGGCCAAAUUCUGUUGAGGGUUGCGAGCUUCCCACCACGACCACAUUUUAUCUCUGCAACUUAAAUGUCACGCCGCCGUUCGUUGAUAGAAUCCGGCGACGUCUUUACUUUAGUUUGUAUUUUUUUUUGUUUAAUGAUGAUGUGGUUUUCUAAUUUUUGAUUCCACCUUAUCCUAUGCCAUACGUGAACGUGAUUCAUGUGCAUUGCGACUCUUAAAAAACAAGUCGGAUCCCAUAGCCCCGAUUGUGGUACAUUGAAUAAAUUGAUUAGUCGCAAAUCGAUCGAUUAAAACGAAUCAUCUUAAAUAGCAGCCACCUCGCGUCUGUUGAUCUCUGAGAUUUUAAAUUUAAAUUUAAUUCAAUCCGGAAAAUAUUUGAAAAUAUUCGAUAUCGAUAAAAUUAUGAUCCGAUUGUGGUGAACAAAACGAUAAAAAUUUAUAAUAAGUUAAAUUAGAGCUACGAAAUUUUAAAAUUCCUUUUUUUAAUUUUUGAAAUUAAUUUUUUGAUUGGUUACGAAAUAAAUUUUCUCAGCCACCGGGGCCGUGAUUACGCAAGCUAAUCUGCGAAGUGCUGUUCUGCUACGAAGAAAGAAAACAUUUUUGCGCGGCGAGUGUAUAGAAUUGUUUGAUCAAAAUGUUGCCAGAGGUUGGUGAAUUGGUGUUUUCUUUUGUGGUGGGUUAUAUGGGGGUGCUGGAAUUUUUGUACGUUGUCCGGCAUCUGUACCAUUGGGGUUUUCGACAUAAUUCCGAAAUGCGGGAUUAUAAAAGCGAAGCAGAGAGCUUAAGGAAACUUCAGGAACAACUGAAGAAUGCAAUUGCGGAAGCCAAGGAAAGGGAAGCACUAGGGUUAAAGGCUAUGGAGGAUGGAGUGGUAUAUAAGGAUGGAUUUCGUAUCGAUGAAGAUAAGAAGAAGAUCGAAGAACUGAAGGAGAAAGUGAGAAUUCAAGAGAAAAUAGCGGAGAGACAACGAGAAAUCGAAGAGGAAUUGGAACGUCAACGAAAAAUUGAAGAAGAAACAAGAAGGCAAUUGAAGAAGGCCGAAGAAGAAUUACGUCAAAUGGAGGAGGAAAAGAAAAGGGAGAAACAAAAGGCGGAAGAAGAAAAACGAAAAGCUGAGGAGGUGAAACGAAAAGCCGAGGAAGAAGAGAAACGAAAAGCUGAGUCGGCAAAGAGAAAGGCCGAAGAUGAAAAACGAAGAGCAGAGGAGGAAGAAAAUAAACGAAAACAAUUGGCCGUGGAAGAAGAAAACAUGAAAAAGAUCGUUGAAGCUGAGAGGAAGAGAGAGGAGGAACAGAGGCGUCAAGAGGAGGAAAAAGAAAACGAACGAAAAUUACUUCAGGCUGAAAGAGAGAGGGAGGAAAAACAACGUCAGUUAGAAAAAGAAUCCGAAAAAAAGAAAAUAGAAGAACAGCGACGUCAAGAGGAAGCAAAAGAAAAUGAACGAAAAUUGAUUGAGGCCGAAAAGGAAAGAGAAGAAAGACAACGUCAACAGGAAAUCGAAGAUGAGAAAAUCGUUCAAAAACUGCUCGAAGCGGAAAGACAACGGGAAAUUGAAGAAAAAGAAAGACAGGCCGAUUUGGAGAGAAAAAACACAGCAAAAUUAAUUGCGGCUGAGCAAGCAGCCAUUCUCAAACAACGCGAGCAAGAAGAAAAUGAGGAGAAUGUUCAAAAACUCUUGAAAGCUGAACGAGAGUUAGAGUUGAAGAAACAAGAAAUGGAAGAAGAAGCAGCAAAUCUUCAGCGGCUUAUUGAAGCUGAAAAAGCAAUGGAAGAACGCCAACGCAAGAUCGACGAAGAAGCCCUGUUGAAACUGAAAAAUGCACAAGAAGAAAUAGAGCUAAGACAGACAUUCGACGCAAACACAGAGGCUGAAGAAGAGGCUUUUGUGAAAAAGCAAAUCGGCCAAGCAGAGCAAACAGUACCACAGACUGUAAAAACACAAUACGGACAGAAAACCAGUGACUCCUUGAAGCCAAAAUCCAUGCUCUUUACCGGUGUUUCGGAAGAGUCUUCAUCAGCCGAACCCGCGUCAAGUUUACAAUCCUCCUUUUCCACGCAACAAUCCUCCGAAGCAGUUGUCCCAACUGACUUACAUUUUGACGAAUACGAACGACAAGCACCGGAUGGUGGUGAAGAUAUGCCAUCCUUGCAGUACUCUGAUGAUUACCUGAGGUCAUUGGAUGGCAUCAAAAACAAGCCAUUGGUGCGCGAAGACGGAUCGGGUCGAAGGAGAGCAUUCAAAAAACGACGUUCGAGUGGAAGUUCAACUUCUUCACGAGAAUCGAGAGCAUCACGUGAAGAAGAACUGAAGAUGUUUACGUCUUUGGAAGAAGAAGAAUCGGAAAAUAUCCGAAAAGGAGAUAGUGAAUAUGAAAGCAUCAAGUAUGCCAGUGAACCGAACUUGAAGGUUGGCAAACAACGUCGCCACAAACGAAGUCCCGCCAAAGAUGCCAAGCGUGAUCCUAAUGACAAAGGAUCCCUUGAAAUGCUCGACGAAGAAGACUCAAAUCCUUGGGGAGAAGUUAAGCCCGAGAAUUAUAAAAACACUGAUUUCUGGAAGCGUGAAAAAAAUCUAUCAAUCGAUGAGGAACAAGAGGAAUUCGAUGCAAGACAACGAAUUCAAUCGCCAAGUACGGCAGCAGUGAAUAUACCGAAGAUGUCAUCAUUCGAAGAAGCAACUAAAAGUCAACAUCAAGAGGCAAUAAUGGCCUUGAAAAGACAGAGAUCUAAGGAUCCGGAACCUAUCCAAGAACCAGACGAAGAGAGUGAAACCAAGAACUUAAUUUUCAGUGGCGAAUAUACAAAGGCAAUGAACAAGGAUUGGCAUUCUGGCCAUUUCUGUUGUUGGCAAUGUGAUGAAAGCUUAACCGGACAACGGUAUGUGAUCCGUGACGAUCAUCCUUACUGUAUUAAGUGCUACGAAAAUGUGUUCGCUAACACUUGUGAAGAGUGUAGCAAGAUCAUUGGAAUUGACUCGAAGGAUCUUUCCUAUAAAGACAAGCAUUGGCAUGAGGCAUGUUUCUUGUGCAACAAAUGUCGCAUAUCAUUAGUUGAUAAACAAUUCGGUGCUAAGGCCGAUAAAAUCUACUGUGGCAAUUGUUAUGAUGCUCAAUUUGCAUCACGUUGCGAUGGAUGUGGCGAAGUUUUUCGUGCCGGAACGAAGAAAAUGGAAUACAAGACCCGCCAGUGGCACGAGAAAUGUUUCUGUUGUUGUGUCUGCAAAACGCCCAUUGGCACCAAAUCUUUCAUCCCACGUGAGCAGGAGAUCUAUUGUGCUGGUUGCUACGAAGAGAAAUUCGCAACCAGAUGCAUUAAAUGCAACAAAGUCAUUACUGCUGGCGGUGUGACUUACAAGAAUGAGCCAUGGCAUCGUGAGUGCUUCACCUGCACUAAUUGUAAUAUCACUUUGGCUGGGCAACGAUUUACUAGUCGUGACGAGAAACCGUACUGUGCCGAUUGCUUUGGCGAGCUAUUUGCCAAGAGGUGCACUGCGUGUGUCAAGCCUAUUACAGGAAUCGGAGGAACACGCUUCAUAUCUUUUGAAGAUCGCCAUUGGCAUCAUGAUUGCUUCAUUUGUGCCAGCUGCAAGACAUCCCUUGUUGGACGUGGUUUUAUUACUGAUGGGCCUGACAUAAUUUGCCCAGAAUGCGCCAAACAAAAGCUGAUUUAAAUUUAGAACAAACUAAAGCAAACAAAACAAAAAUCACUUAAUCGAAACCAUCAAUUAAAAUUAUCCACAGCUAUAUUAAAAAGAAAACACUAUAUUUUUGCAAAUUAAACUUAAAAAUGUUUAAAUAACAAUCGAAACUACUUUUUUAAAUAUGUAUUUUUAAAAAAAGUAAAAUUCAAUUUCGCACCAAAAUCUGCAAAUUUAACUGCAUACAUAAAAAUAUUUACCUACUACUGUUACUAAAUGCAAUAUCAAGAACUUUGAUAAUUAUAAUAAAUUAUAUAAAUCGUUGUUGUUAUUAAUUUCUUUUGUUGCAAUUACUGCAGAUUUUAUUUUUCACUUCUCUAAGUAGGAAUUAAUUCAGAACAAAUUGCUUCCUCGUAAUAUAUCCGUUUUUAUAUUAUUUGUUUUUAUUAUUUUUAUUUUAAGUUGAAUUUAUUUUUUCAUACGAGAUAAAAAGAAAAUUAAUAUAUAUUAGAUGUAAGAUAUAUAAAUCAUAUUUAAAUAAAAUCACCAAUUUACAAUAAUUAUUAUUGCUUAUUUAAAUGAAAAUCGAAAUAAAAAAUAAAAGAUUGCCAAUGUAUUUACAAAAUGAAAAACCCUUUAAAAAAAUACGAAUUAAAAAAUGAGGAAUGAUGUAUUUUGUUAGUUUUAAAAUUACUUAUACUUACUAUUGUGUAUGUAAAGUUAUAAAACGUUCACUUAAAAACAAAAAUAAAGAAUUAAUUAAUAAUUAUACGACACAAAUAAAAACAUCAAACAUUAAAAAAAAUACUAAAAUUAAAUUAAAAUAAAA
Molecule: messenger RNA, 4860 nt
Organism: Eupeodes corollae
Lineage: Eukaryota; Metazoa; Arthropoda; Insecta; Diptera; Syrphidae
Gene: Lmpt
Product: four and a half LIM domains protein 2
Exons: 7
Coding region: 1029-4064 (1011 amino acids)
Cellular component (GO): nucleus; Z disc
Molecular function (GO): transcription coregulator activity; zinc ion binding
Source: RefSeq, a predicted model, not a curated record